Exophiala viscosa is the source of this 1567-nucleotide messenger RNA. RefSeq lists its product as uncharacterized. Gene Ontology annotation, molecular function: SNAP receptor activity. NCBI's taxonomy places the organism in Eukaryota, Fungi, Ascomycota, Eurotiomycetes, Chaetothyriales, Herpotrichiellaceae. The record is from RefSeq and is a predicted model, not a curated record. Gene Ontology annotation, biological process: retrograde vesicle-mediated transport, Golgi to endoplasmic reticulum. The coding region runs from base 76 to 1131 and encodes 351 amino acids. The transcript has a single exon. Gene Ontology annotation, cellular component: SNARE complex; endoplasmic reticulum.
GUGUCCUCCGUAUGGCCAGAUACAUCCCCUUGUAAAUGUGGAGAGUACGGAAAUGUUCAUCCGCCGUAUUACUUCAUGCCACGAUUUCGACGACAAUACUUUAGCUAUCGAUUCUACAUCUGCUCAUCUACCGCGACAAUGUCUCUGACAUCCGCGCUGCGACCUGUAGGGUUACCCUUCGGCGCAGGUACGAACCGCGAAGCGAAGUCAGACGCGCAGCAGACGCGCCAAUUCCAUCAUGAAAUCGACUACUUGAAUCUAAACAGAACGCUGAAUCGCUUUCAGCAUCUAAUCCUGCUCACACCCUCGCCUUCCUCUGGAAACCCUUCAGAAUUGACUCCUCUGCAACGACAGAUACAGGCCGAAUUGUGGUCCCCUUUACCUUACCACCGAACGAAAUGGAUGCACAAUGUCGAAGGUGCGCGGACUCUACUCUUACAAUUGGAACGAAAAGCACAGACUAUUCGAGUGCAGCGGACAAAGUAUGAAGCCAUCAAAGAUCUGGCAGAGAAGAGAGCCAUCAUCAAGAAAUUGAGACAUCGGAUUGAAGAGAUCGGGCGCGAGGUUGAGACAGGGGCGCAGCAAAUGCCGAUUGCUGAGGAAGAAGGUGAUUCUCUGUAUGACAUUCUGCAGCAACAGUCUCGCCAGACAGAAGAGAAGAACGAAUUGCUGGAGGGAAAGCCUGUCUCGCAGGUGGAAGAAGAACCGGCUUCGAAAGAUGAUCUAUUUUCAUCGUCUACAACCCGGCGGAGAAGAGGUCGGGGCGAGGAACCAAACGCGCAAACAAGUGGCUUCUCGAAUAUGCAAUCUACAGAACGAACAUUGUUGGAUUCUUCUCGUGAACAAGAAGAUAUUACGGUCAAGUUGGUCGACAUGGCAGUUCGAUUAAAACAACAGAGCAAGAACAUGCAAUUCUCUCUAGAACAGGACAAGACGUUUUUGGGCCGAGCGACACAAGCCAUGGAGGUCAGCGUCAGUUCGAUGGAGGCUGCCAGCAAGAAUAUGCAGUUCCUCAAGCGUAUGAGCGAGGAAGAAGGUCUGUUCGGUCGAUUGAAGUUGUACGCCAUUAUCUUUGGGAUGUGGGUUGCAGCAUUCUUGCUGGUGUUUGUGUGUCCGAAAUUGAGAUUCUGAUCAUCAGGCUUGUCACGAUGACCAUCUGUUGAGCAUCAUGGUCAUGCAUGCUCCACGAAUACGCCAUUCAUUGUGCCGAGAUUGAGUGUGUCAGUUGCACAACAGGCCAAACCUGGCCAAAGAAUCCUGGCGAUUGCCGAAGAAGGGUGCCUGAAGAUCUCAUUCAACAAAUAAUGAGGCCAAUGACCAGCUUGAGCGGGCCACGAGGACUAUUCUUGGAAUCUGGAUUGGCGAUUUGUUGCUUUCGCUUUCACAUGAAUGAAAAGCUUCUGGCGAUUGCGUUUGUCUCUCUGUCUCAGAUGACGUCGAUUUGCAGGUGAAAUCUUGAUGAAGAAGAGGACAACAUUCCAGCACGAACCACGCAGAACCACGCAUGACGUCAUCGGCAAACGCGUUGACUCGCGGGGCAGGGAUCGGAUUCAUCUUGCGGUCUAUA